AUGGACUGGUUCCAUUGCAACAACUGUUUCCGAAGACAGGGAGUCCAUUUCGCUGUAUCCAGCUGUGGUCACAUCUCCUGUGAAGGCUGCAUUAACCCUAGCCGGUGCACUAUUUGUGGGGCAAGCUGUAAUUACCUGCCCAUUUCAGACCAGAUGAAGACUCAGGAACAGGUGUUUUUCAAGGACCCAGUAAAACUGAUUCAGUCACGCCUGGAGCACAUAGCACAGAUUGCUCUAUUUCAACGGAGGCAAAAGGAGAGUGUGAUUUCACACUUUAAACACAAGUCUGUGGAGCUGGAGAAAAGAUUGAAAGAUGUCACAGACCAGUGCUACAGGUUAUUUAGCCAUGAACUUAAAUCUCCCCUGUGUCCUCUCUGCAGACAAGUGUCAGAGCUGAAAAGAGAGAAUGCUGAGUUGAAGAAGCCACUGUCUCAGAGAAGGGUAUCACCUGGCAACAGAUUCCAAGUGAAUGGCACUACUCAAAGAAUGUCACUACCAAUGGCUGUGACUUCCCCAGUCACUCCUCGCUCUCGAAAUGUCAGUCACCCAGGCUCAGCUGAGAUUCAGGAGAGGAACAGAGACAGAAACCAUAGACUUACCCUAACAGCCUGA
Hypomesus transpacificus is the source of this 612-nucleotide messenger RNA. RefSeq names its product RING finger protein 212B-like. Gene Ontology annotation, biological process: homologous chromosome pairing at meiosis; reciprocal meiotic recombination; protein sumoylation. The transcript is spliced from 10 exons. Bases 1 to 612 code for a protein of 203 amino acids. Lineage: Eukaryota; Metazoa; Chordata; Actinopteri; Osmeriformes; Osmeridae. Gene Ontology annotation, molecular function: SUMO transferase activity. The record is from RefSeq and is a predicted model, not a curated record. Gene Ontology annotation, cellular component: synaptonemal complex.